AUGAGGGAAGGCAAUAUACCACGGGAUUCAAAGUGUGUUGUUUGCAGAAAAUCUUGUUGGUCUUACGAAUGCUUGGCUGGUAUGAAAUGUGGCUGGUGCUCUGCUACGGCUCAUGCUAUCUGUUAUCGUCAAAUGUCUCUUGAAUGCGAUUUUGGUAUUCUGAGGAAGAUUACGUUGCCACCCAAUGCGUUAACGAUUCCGAGGACAGAACUUUCAAUGCAACAGUUGCUUAAUAUUCAAGGAACUCAUCUGGAAGCAUCAUCACCAGUGAAAAUACAUCCGGAAGGUUCCAUAUUGAAUUCACCUGAUGAAACAAAAGAAAAAGAAGACUACGAAAAUUUACGUAUUUUUGAUGGCAAUAGUUCUGUUCGGAAACAUGAGUAUCGUACUGUUAUCGUACCAAAAACAGCUUCAGUGCAACAAAUACGGGACGUGGCACUCAGAAGGUUUCAUAUUAAUGACAAUCCUGAUUGUUAUUACAUCACGCAAGUGCUCAAUAACGAUGGCGAGGAAGAAUUGCUUGAAGAUCCGUUACCGUUGAGAAAUGUACGGCGACCGGAAGGACGUCGUGCACAAAUUUUCCUUCGUUACAAAGAUGAUCCUGAAAAAGCAGUUGUUAAACUAUAUGGUGGUUGGCUUAGAGUAUCGCUAACGUUCUGUUCGCUGUCAAUUACAAAAGAAACGCUGGUUCAAGAUGCGGUGGCAGAAGCACUGGAUCGAUUUGGAUUAGAUCGAAAUUUAGCUCAUCGUUAUAAUUUAAUUGAAGUUUCACUUGAUCGUGGUGUUGCUGAAAGGACUGCGAAUCCACAAGAAAAUAUGUUGCAGCUUGUGAGAAAUUUAAGAAAGGAUUCCUUACGACGUUAUAACGUUGUUCGUUUUUAUGUACAAGAAAAGGAUGAUCCACACGACCACGCUGUUUUUGUUGGGAAUUUACCGCUUUCAUUAUCUCAAAGACAAUAUGAAAGAAUUCUUUUACGGUUAUUAGGUGCUAAAGAAAAACCUUUUACUGUUAUUGGACCAAUAUAUUUUGAAUAUGGCUCACUGGUGAUUACGUUCAACACAGCAAAAGCUGCAACAUCAGCCGUGCAACGCCUCCAGAAUGCGAUUUGCGAAGAAAAGAAAUUAAUAGUACUUUGUCUUCCCAAUGUACAGCCCCAUAUGUUAUCACCGGAUUGCGAACCCCUUCUGGUACUUGUGAAUGUUAAAAGCGGUGGUUGUCAGGGUAAUGAACUGAUUAAAGCAUUCAGACGAUUGUUGAAUCCUUUCCAAGUAUUCGAUGUAUUGAAAGGUGGUCCAUUAGUUGGGUUAUAUGUUUUUCGAAAUAUCCCAAGAUAUAAGAUUUUGGCUUGCGGUGGCGAUGGCACUAUUGGCUGGGUUUUACAGUGCUUAGAUAUUGUUAAACAGGAUGCUGCAUGUUUUUCUCCACCAUGUGGUAUUGUUCCAUUGGGCACUGGUAACGAUCUGGCAAGAGUUUUACGAUGGGGUGGUGGUUAUAGUGGUGAAGAAAACCCUAUGAAUAUUCUUCGAGAUGUUAUUGAGGCUGAGGAAGUACGCUUAGAUAGGUGGGCAGUAGUUUUUCAUGAAGAAGAACGUUCACAACCGCCAACAACAUCUAGUGUUGAACCGAGUCCGGAUGCAGAACAAAUGAUGAGCAAUCCUGAGGACCAAACUUCAAUGAUUAUAAUGAAUAAUUACUUUGGAAUUGGAAUCGAUGCGGAUGUCUGUUUGCAGUUUCAUAAUAAGAGGGAUGCGAAUCCAGAAAAAUUCAGUUCACGUUUGUUCAAUAAAACACAAUAUGUAAAAAUCGGUUUACAAAAAGCAUUCUUUGAAAGGACAUGUAAAGAUCUUUGGAGACGGGUUGAAUUAGAAGUGGAUGGUAAAGUAAUCGAAUUACCAUGCAUAGAGGGUAUCAUCGUAUUAAACUUGCUCAGCUGGGGGAGUGGAGCAAAUCCUUGGGGGACAGCAAAGGAAGAGAGGCAGUUUCAAAAGCCAACACAUUACGAUGGACUGCUUGAAGUGGUUGGCAUACCAGAUGUCUCUCGACUAGGCCUCAUUCAGUCCAAACUAUCGGCCGGUAUAAGAAUUGCUCAAGGAGGAAGUAUACGAAUCACAACACAUGAAGAAUGGCCAGUACAAGUAGAUGGUGAGCCACACAUACAACCGCCUGGUACCAUAACAAUUCUGAAAUCUGCCCUUAAA
This is a messenger RNA of Acanthocheilonema viteae, 2199 nucleotides long. NCBI's taxonomy places the organism in Eukaryota, Metazoa, Nematoda, Chromadorea, Rhabditida, Onchocercidae. The record is from the annotation of a GenBank genome assembly.